CCAGGCUGUCAUGCAAGGCUGGCACGGCAUGCGCCGGGCUCUGUGGCCAUGGUUGUGCCUAGCCGCGAUCAGUUGCCCUGGUUGGGUGUCCCAACCGAGACUCCAAACUCGGCGGGCUCAGCGAACUGGGCGUGCAGCGGUGCUGGAAGGCGAAGGCAUCCUCGGAACGCAUGACGAGCUGAGAACGCUCUUCCGCAUUCCGGCGCUCAGCAUCGGCAAAGGCGAAAAGGUUGCAGUCGUGGGGGCCAACGGAUGUGGCAAGUCCACCCUGCUCUCUUACCUCGCUGGGCAGGCCAAGCCCAAGCAAGGCGAGCUUCGCCUGCAGCCGGGAGCGCACAUCACGAUGGUUGAACAAAACCCACGAUUUCUGGCAGAGAAGACAGUCCUGGACACGAUUUACGAGAAGGCGAGCUCGCCGAGCGCGCGGGCAGCCUACAAUUUUCGGAUGGCCACUUCUCUCGGAGACGAAGAGAUCGCCAAAGCCCUGGACCAGAUGGAAGAGCUUCCCGAAGCGUGGGCUUGGGAUCAGCGCGUGGCAAGAGUUGCCAAGGAGCUGGGCCUAGCAGAGCUGCUGCAACGGCCCGUGGGCACCCUCAGCGGCGGCGAGGAGCGGCGCGUGGCCCUGGCGGCCGCCUUGGUGGACUUGCCCGAGACGGAUAUGCUGAUCUUGGACGAGCCCACCAACCACCUCUCUGUAGAAGGCUGCGAUUUCUUGCAAGAGACACUGGCUCAAGCAGGAGAUUUGAGCCUCAUCCUCGUUUCGCACGACCGCUACUUCCUGGACUCGGUGUGUGACCAAAUUCUUGAGAUUGAUGGCAAUGGGGAGACGUACACACAUCCAGGAAGUUGGGAGAGGUUCCUGAAGAGACGCGCCGAGCGCUACGAGCGCGCCGAGGGGCAGCUGCAGGAUGCCAAGGUGCAGCUGAGGCGCGCAGAGGCUUGGGCGCAGCGGGGGGCUUCGGGCCGGCGCACCAAGAACAAGGCGCAGAUGCAGGCGGUGGAAGGGCUCCGACAGCGAGCCACAGAAGUCGUCAAGGCCAAUGACGGGACACCGGACUUGGAGGACAAGCUGCUGAAGGGGAAGACGAUUGUGGCGUCUUCCGGAAGUUCAAUUGGCAGCAUGUUCUUGAGGGACGUGGUAGUAGAAGUGCCAGGACGAGGGAACGUUCUGGACAACAUCACUGUCAGCUUUGAGAGGGGCGAAAAGGUUGGGGUCGUUGGGCCCAAUGGCGCUGGCAAAAGCACUCUCUUGAAGACUUUGGCAGGUGAUUUAGAUCCAACAAGUGGCCAAGUCUUCAUUGGGCAGGGUGUCCUGCUGGGUUUCCUUUCUCAAACUGCCUUGGAGUGGCCGGAUCCCAAAAAGCGCGUGAUUGACGUGGUGACGGAGCUGGCCACUGUUGCCAUGACCCAAGCAGACGAUGGUGUUUUGCCUGGGGCGGCGGGUCUGAGCAUGGAGAAGCGCAGGGCAGCCAUGCUGAAAGCCAUCAACUUCGCGCAGAGCCGCUGGGCCACUCCUGUCGGUAUGCUUUCAGGCGGUGAGAACCGACGCCUCCAACUUCUGAAGGUGCUGGUGCAGCGACCCAAUGUGCUCCUUUUGGAUGAACCUACCAAUGACCUAGAUGCAGUGACCGUGGACUCGCUAGAGAGCAUGUUACAGAACUAUCCCGGGACCUUGGUGUUGGUGAGUCACGACCGGUCCUUGCUGGAUGGCGUUUGCAGCUCCUUUGUUGUGAUGCAAGAAGACGGCAGCCAGCCCAAGAUUUGGGAAGGCUCGUUUCAGGAGCUGCGGCAGAUGCAGAAGCUCCACCAGAAAUCCCAAACUCAGCCUGAAGCUGCUGCAGCCACGCCGCAGCCUGCGAAAAAGCAGGACUCGAAGCAAGAACAAAGGCGGCUGGCCAGACUGGAGCAGCAGAUUUCCAAAAUGGAAGCAGACCUGGCAGCGCUGGACCAAGCCAUGGCAGAUGCAUGGGAUGAUUCCACACGACUGGACGAGCUGUCGAGCGAAAGGACGUCACUGGAGGAGACGCUCAACGAGGCAUACAAGAGAUUUGAAGAUCUGAUGGAAAGUUGAUGAAAAUGACAUGUUUGAUGGCUUCGAGUGUGAACUGGUUGGUGACUGGUUGAUCAUUUGGC
Effrenium voratum is the source of this 2133-nucleotide messenger RNA. NCBI's taxonomy places the organism in Eukaryota, Dinophyceae, Suessiales, Symbiodiniaceae. The record is from the annotation of a GenBank genome assembly.